This is a messenger RNA of Aspergillus novofumigatus IBT 16806, 1077 nucleotides long. RefSeq lists its product as uncharacterized. The transcript is spliced from 6 exons. Lineage: Eukaryota; Fungi; Ascomycota; Eurotiomycetes; Eurotiales; Aspergillaceae. Bases 1 to 798 code for a protein of 265 amino acids. The record is from RefSeq and is a predicted model, not a curated record.
AUGGUCGUCUUCCACUACCUUUUGCAACUGCCUACAGAGUUACGCCGUCUCAUCUGGAAGCACUGCCUCCCCCACCGUAUAGCAGAAGAAGAUACCCCCGACUUCCUUCUCGACGGCAACGAAUGCCGUCAAGCCUGCUGGGCCGACCGCAUAAAAAACGCUCAGCCGCCGCCGCGUCGGGAUGUGCUGCAUCUCAACUGGACGCGACGGCGCUACGUUGUCUGGGAAAACGCGGACGACCCUUCGAGUCUGAUUGGCAUGUUCCUAUGGCGGGCGGAGGAUCUGGGAAUGCAGCCUUCUGUCGUGGCGGAGAUUAUUCACCCUUUUAGGCUGAAGGCGCUGCUGGAUGGUGUGGAUGCAUCUGACAGCCCGAAUAAGGAUGUGGCCAAUACUGCGUAUUGUGCAAAAAGUCAAAGCGCGCUAGCCGUAGCCAUGGCUGCUGUUUCUCUGCAUAUCAGGAGGAAAGCGGCUCUGAGAUCUGGCCUGUUCGGGUUGCUGGGCGAUGCGCCUGUUCAGAUGGUUGAAGGACACGCAUUAGAAAAGGAAUCAGCCGUGCACAUGCUCUUUAAAGCAUUUAUCAUCGGCACGAGAGAAAACCUCAACAUUCUUGGGACGAACCCGGGUUCCGCUUGGCUCCCUCAGCUGUUGGAGCAAGAAGAUUUCAUCAGGACUAAGCGUCCGUGGGUUAUCCAAGCUAGGCAGGGCAUGCCCAAGCUGCGGCCACGAGUUAAGCUGCGAUAUUGUACCAAUGAGUGUUAUAGAAAGGAGCGACUUCCCAAGAACUUUGGGACUUCAUAAUAGUAAGUAUAUACUGACGGACAUUUUUACUCGCUUCAGCCAAGAUGGUCAUGCAUAUCCUGCGUCUUGGUAAUCGCCUCGAUAUGGCUCAAUGAUUGUCUGGCCUUAAGCCCUAGGCUUGGGUAGGGUCUCUGUUUAGCCUAGGCGUUCCUCCCUUAUGCUGCUCAGAUAGCUCUUCUGAGCGAGAACCAGCAGACUUAUUGAGGGAAGGUCUUGCGUUGAAAGCGUAUGGCGUUGUGACAUUCGACCAAGGAGUGAAUAUAUAUUUAUACUUGCCAG